ACCAAAACAUGCGUUACAUUGCUUGAACAGACGCCUUGGUUGGAUUACCAGGGCUGGGAUUGAGCCGUCAUACAAACGAGGGCAGGAGGCUUGGUGUAAGGGGGAUUAUUUAUCAGGUGGGGGUCUAUACUCUCUGGAUAAUGCAUCAAAGCACCAAGCUUCGCUCUCUCAGCUUGAGCUGUCCGGCACGUUCAACCGAUGAUAUGGAUUCUGCAUUGGGGGGUGAAGAAACAGAAAAACUACCACGACCAUGUGGGUCGAAUCUGGGCAGGAGCAGAGGAAUCCGGACUCACCUUAGCUGCCUUUCGCAGAAGUCAGACUCUCUAAGUGAUUUUUCAACGUUACAAAAUGAUGCCAAGCACAGCCAAGCACUAAAACGGCUGACUGCAGAAGAAGCUCGAAGGUGGGCUCGCUCGUUCGAUCUGCUCUUGUCUCAUAAAUAUGGUCGCUCUGCGUUUCGUGCCUUCCUACAGACCGAAUUCAGUGAGGAAAACCUUGAGUUCUGGAUGGCCUGUGAGGACUACAGAAAGACCCGCUCAGUGAACAAACUACCUGCGAAAGCUCGUCGUAUUUUCCAGGAUUACAUUGAUGUUCAAGCUCCCAGAGAGGUUAACAUUGAUUACCCAACUCGAGAAAUGACCAAACGAAACCUUCAGCACCCAACAUUGUCUUGUUUCGACCUUGCCCAACUGAGAGUGCGCAGCCUAAUGGAAAGGGAUUCCUACCCAAGGUUUCUACGCUCACAAAUCUAUAAUGACCUGCUUAGCUGCACUCAGAAGAGCCCUUGUUAGUCGAAUGAGCGACUGCAGAGACACAGUUGACACUUGACCAUCCCGAGAAGGACCGUCUUGCACUAUGGCCAAGAAGACUAAGAUGAUUCAGUUAUGACUGCUUGAGACAAUACAGCAUCUUCACUGCCAAUUCGACAAGUCUCAUCUUCAUCAUCAUCUGGUUAUCCUUAAGUUUAGUGUGGAUGUUUAGAAGAAAAGGUCUAACAAACAAAGAAGAAGAUGGAGAGAAGGUCAAGUAACUACAAGGAAGGGCAGAUCGGAAGGAAAGGUCCCACAUCCACCACACUCAAUAUGUUCUCAAUUUGUAUACUCUAAUUACUGUAGCAAAAUGUCUAAAUCUGUUUUCAACUGGUCAAUAUGUACAUCUGUAAAGAGUACAUUCCUAUUCCUCCCAUUCAAUUAUAAUGUCCCAUUGGAGUAGACUUUAAUGGACAAAUCAAAUAGGGCUGAUGGAAAUUAGGCUUGAAAAAGGUGGCUUUCCGUAUAAAAAAUGGGGCCUCACAUUCUGAGGAAAUGCAGGCUCCUCAGAAAAAGUGAAGAGUUGGGAAAUUGACAUAUAUGUCUAAGAAUUUUCCAUCAGUUCAAGUGAUGGUUUUUCACAUGGAGGUCAAUUAAUUAAGAUUUCCCUUCAGGCCAUUCAUUAGCUUAAGUGGAUUGACGUGUUUAUAUUAGGAAUUCGUUCAUUUUAUGAGUGUGAUCUCCAAGGAAUAAGACUGCACAAGUAAUUUAUAGAAUCUUUGAGAAGUAAAUUUGUACACAGUUCUGCAAUAUUUAAGGGGAGGGUUGCCAUGCUUUGUGCAGCCAUGUUGUGUGCCAUGUUCUCCGCCAUGCCAAUUCUGCAAUAACCCCUAUUAUUCAAAUAAGGGAUAAUAAGGUACACAGUGCUACCGAUAGACCUAAUUAUAACAUGAAAGCUAUGCAUGGUCCAGAUUUUUCUGAAAAAAUUUCAAGAUAUUUGAUGAUAGCCUAAUGCAAUUUGUAGGUUUCUAGAAAUUAGAUUAAGGGAGUUAGCAAAAAGAUCAAGGUUAUCUAAGUGAUGCAUCUUUAGAGGAAUGGAUGUCUGACGUCUCUAUAAGAAGAAUGUUGAGGGAACACAGUGGAGAAAUAUAUGAGAUUAUUCACUUAUUCGGCACCAAAAAACUUUACAUGAAUUAGAAUUUCCAUGAAUACUUUUCAUCUCCAUAACAUUUUAGAACAGAUGAUCAUUAUAAUAUAAUUUUCUUUUUUUUCAUUGGAAGAUGCCCUAAGAAAUUUACUAAGAAAUCUUCUAACAGUAAGCGUAUGACUUCAGAUGACCUACACAUUAGAAAGCUAUCUCCCCUGACUCACACAUGCAUUCUCAGCCAAGUGUCCAAGUUUAUAUUCCAUGGGGAAGGGAGAAUAAGCUACUGCCAGUCUCCUCUCGUGAUUAUCUCUGGUGACAAAAGAGGAUCCAACAUGCCAGAUCCUUCCUUCUCCACCAUGAGGGAAAGGGUAGAAGGCUCCUAUUGUUGGUCAUGUGCCAACUUUGAUCUAUUGUGAAUGGGAUCAGUAAUGAUUAGGGUUUAAUGAGAGACUGCAAGAGGUCUUCUGAUGCCAUGUACUGGCUCCUGCAAUUCCUGUCAGCAACAUAAUACCUAUGAUUAUAGCACCAUAAUUACUUAUAUAUACCUUAUUUACUACGUAUAUGAAGCAAACUGGCAUCUUAAAGGGAUUCUUUAAGAACAAAUGCAGUGCUAUAAAUUCCUAAUAUACCCUGUAGAGCAAUCAAAGGGGCUGUGCAAGAUUAGAGGGUCUUUAGUCUUUAGCUGAAUGAUCGUUCAUCUGACAGCUAUCUCACCCGACUCCCUUCUGGC
This is a messenger RNA of Bufo bufo (common toad), 2626 nucleotides long. Its product is annotated as regulator of G-protein signaling 8-like. The transcript is spliced from 5 exons. Bases 141 to 791 code for a protein of 216 amino acids. The record is from RefSeq and is a predicted model, not a curated record. NCBI's taxonomy places the organism in Eukaryota, Metazoa, Chordata, Amphibia, Anura, Bufonidae.